AUGCAGAUUGAGGGUCCUCACACCAAAGAAGAGGCGGCGCUCUUCCGCGAAGCUUUACUUUGCAACACCACCCUGCUUGAAGUCCUGUCUCGAGCCGCCACCAUGGACCUCCCAGAUUGGUAUCUCGCCGCUGGCUCCCUGACCCAGACCGUGUGGAACAUGGUGACUGACCAGCCGCCCGAGACUGGCAUCGAUGACUACGACCUAGUCUACUUCGACAACACAGACUUAUCAUGGGAGGCAGAAGACCGCGUGAUCCAGCAAGGGGCCAAGAUCUUCGAGGGUCUGCCCACGAGAGUAGAGAUUCGGAAUCAAGCCAGGGUGCACCUUUGGUAUCCGCAGAAGUUUGGCGUCCCGUUUCCGGAGAAUACGUCCACAGAAGGGGCCAUUUCGCGGUGGAUGACUGGCACGGCGCUGUUUGGGGUGCGGCUCCUACCUGACGGGGACUGGAAGGUUUUUGCGCCGUGGGGGUUCACAGAUAUCUUGAACCUGGUCGUGCGGCCGAAUCCAGUCAGUGCAAACAAAAUGCUGUAUGAAAAGAAGGUCGACAGGUGGCGGGGGAUCUGGCCUGGUCUGACAGUGCUCCCCUGGCCGGAAGGCCCAUCCAAGGUGAACGAAGAGGGUUCAUCAGACGUAGGGCAUAUAGACACUGUAACGUCAUCAUCUUCUCAAUGA
Messenger RNA from Cryphonectria parasitica EP155, 675 nucleotides. RefSeq lists its product as uncharacterized. Lineage: Eukaryota; Fungi; Ascomycota; Sordariomycetes; Diaporthales; Cryphonectriaceae. The record is from RefSeq and is a predicted model, not a curated record. The transcript has a single exon. Bases 1 to 675 code for a protein of 224 amino acids.